Molecule: messenger RNA, 2572 nt
Organism: Ostrea edulis (European flat oyster)
Lineage: Eukaryota; Metazoa; Mollusca; Bivalvia; Ostreida; Ostreidae
Exons: 7
Coding region: 532-2085 (517 amino acids)
Molecular function (GO): zinc ion binding
Source: RefSeq, a predicted model, not a curated record
UUUUUAAAAAUGAAAACGGUAAAAUCUCGCGAGGUUUUCGGGACAAAUAUUCUAGUCAAUGACGCAGUAAUGCCUGUGCGACAUUGUAUCACAGUAGUUCUGAAGAAACGAUGUCACAUCAACAAUCAAAGGCAUCUAUGGCGGGAAUGUUGGAAAGAUUGGGAGUCCAAAUGAUGCUAUUAUCAUGAAAUGGGUAUGGAUAUGUUUUUCCACGAAUCGUUCGUCUUCUAAUGGAGCCCGCGCCCGGAGGCCUCUAUAUCACCAUCACACCGACUGAUAAAUAUAACGCAUCGGUACCCUCGUAUAAAUCAACUAAGGUUUGCCUAUUUUUAUAAGAAAACGGAAUACCUAUUGGUUUCAAAAUAUUCCCAAAAUCGAUGCACUGUAAACUGUAAUAAUCUACAGAACAGAGUUCGCCGCCAUCACGUCCAAAGGGACUCUACUAAAUGCGCCUCUAAUGGAAAACGUUCACUCCCAGACGCUUGAUUUUUAUCGGUGGUUAGCUGAACGCUUGAAUCAAAUGUAAACAAUAUGGCGAACCGCUAUUUCGCACUGACGGUGGUGCAGUUGAAGAAGGAGCUUGCCUGUAGAAACGCCACGACGCAAGGAAGGAAGAUAGAUUUAGUUAGACGAUUAGAAGCAUAUGACAGAAAUGCCAAUUUCCAGCAGCCACCUGUUCUGUUACCAGAUCCUUUGGACGUAAACUGGCCUACAACAGGAUUCCAACAACUCAAUUCAGAGCACAGGAAAUUACUACCUUCUAUUACAAGGGAACAGAUAGAAGCCUAUUUUCUCCAUAGACUUGCUGGAGAUAAUGAAGCGGCAUGUGAUAUCAAGGCAGUUAAGAAUGGGGAACUAUUGUACCAAUCCGAGAGAGUUUUGGCAUGCUCAGUUAUCAUUGAAAAUGAUGUAUUUUUUACUGGAAUAGUCAGUGCAGCCAUGAAAAAUAAGGUCACAUACAGCUAUAAACUAAGGCUGGAGAAAGAAUCUGGAGAUGUGCUAAACUCACACUGUGAAUGCCCUGCAGGGAAAGGCCCAAAUGGUACAUGCAAGCACCUAGCUGCUUGCAUGAUUAUGCUUGAAAAUUUUAUUGAGAAUGGUGAAGUGGCGGUGCAGAAAUCAUGUACAGAAAAUUUGAUGAUGUUCAACAAGCCAAAGGCUUCCCAUAAAGGAUCUCCAGUCAAAGUUGAAAAAAUUACAAUUGGGAAGAGAAAAUCAGCCGUUCAUUUGGAUGACCCACGACCAGAAAAGUUUAGGAAUGUAGAGGGCAUGCAAGACCGGGUCAGAAACCUAUUAAUCAACUAUACAUCAAAUACUUCUGAAGACAUUGCAUUUCGUUAUCUUUAUGAGAGAGCAGAUUUGAAGUCUGCAAUUCAUGACCACCACUACUUAUCACUGCCUUUCACAGAAUACUGGGUGGAUAAAGCAUUACAGGUAACUGAAUCAGAGGUGGCAAGUAUUGAAAAAGAAACAAGGGGACAAUCUACAAAUAAGAGAUGGUUUGCAGAGAGAAUGUGGAGAAUCACAGCAUCAAAUUUUGGGCAGAUUUCAAGAAUGACAGACAGACGUAACAAACAGAAGCUUUGUAAAUCAUUGAUAUCUAUCAAGAGCCUCACCACCCCUGCAGUCACUCAUGGAAAAUCAUAUGAAAAAAAAGCAAUCAAAAAGUUUGAAGAUAACCACAACAUAAGAGUUCAUGAGAAUGGUUUAUUCAUUUGUUCAAAAAUGCCAUUUCUAGGUGCAACACCAGAUGGCGUUAUAGAUGAUAAAUAUAUAAUAGAGGUGAAAUGUCCUUAUAAAGGGCGGAGACAAGAAAUCAACACAAACACAAUGGAAUAUUUCACUUAUUUAGAGGUAGUGGGUGGGGAAAUCAAGCUGAAAAUAUCUUCCAAUUACUAUGAUCAAAUUCAGGGACAACUGUAUAUAAGUGGCAGACAAUUUUGUUAUUUUAUUGUGUAUACACUAAAGUCACUAUUUGUAGAAAUUAUUGAAAUCAACAGAGAAUACUGUGAAAUGUGCCUUAUACCAAAACUGGAGUCGUUUUAUACAAAACAUUACAGACCUUUCAUUGCCUCAAAUUUAUAAAUGAUUGCAAAUUAGGCCAAUUAAAGUUAAUUGAUAGAUUAUCAUCCCCGCCCGCCCCUCAAAAAAGGGCCCAUCCCGAUUUUUUUAAUGCAAAAAUUAUGAUUUCAAACAAACUUGCUUCCCAGUGACAUGAGUGAAUGAUUAAAGUCACAGAAUGUUGUUUUAUAUAUAUAUAUUCUACCAAGGAAUCUUUGAAUUCCUUACUUGAUUAACACUUUGUGUGAUGUCUGUUUUCAUUAAUUUUUUUUUCUCAGGAAAUAAAAAUUAAAAAAUUAUAUUCUCCCACCCGCCCCAUUUUUUUUUUUUGGACCCCAGAUGAUAAUCUACUAAUUAGGUUGAAUUGGCCUUACUUUGAAACCACCUCCUUCUGUACUACUUAAAUGUAUGCUACAAAUGAAACAAUAUAUUUCCAUAAAAUUGACUACAUGUUGUGAAGUAUUGCAGGGAACACUUCAGAUUGCCUAAUAAAAUUGCCCCCAAUAUGUAA